Molecule: messenger RNA, 3080 nt
Organism: Leptidea sinapis
Lineage: Eukaryota; Metazoa; Arthropoda; Insecta; Lepidoptera; Pieridae
Product: lysosomal alpha-mannosidase-like
Exons: 13
Coding region: 1-3048 (1015 amino acids)
Biological process (GO): mannose metabolic process
Cellular component (GO): lysosome
Molecular function (GO): carbohydrate binding; alpha-mannosidase activity
Source: RefSeq, a predicted model, not a curated record
AUGGCGGAUCUAUUCAUCUAUGUGGAGACUGCGUUCUUCUGGAAGUGGUGGGUCCGGCAGGGAGACGACGUGCGCCACAAGGUGCACACCCUGGUGCGGCAGGGGCGCCUGCAGUUCGUGGGCGGCGCGUGGAGCAUGAAUGACGAGGCGGCCGCGCACUACCAGAGCAUCCUCGACCAGUUCACCUGGGGCCUGAGGAAACUGAACGACACAUUCGGCGUGUGCGGCGUGCCCCGCGUGGGUUGGCAGAUCGACCCGUUCGGACACUCGCGGGAGUUCGCGUCGCUGCUGGCUGCCAUGGGCUACGACGGACUGUUCUUGGGCCGCAUUGACUAUCAAGACAAGGCGCUGCGGCUGAAGCACAGCACCAUGGAGAUGGUGUGGCGGGGGGAUGACGACUUGGGCAAGUCGUCGGACUUGUUUACGGGCGUACUCUACAACACGUACUCGCCGCCGCCCGGCUUCUGUUUCGACGUGCUCUGUGACGACGAGCCCAUCGUCGACGACGAACACUCGCCGAUGUACAACGUCGAGCAGAAGCUCAAGCUGUUCAUAUCGUACGUAAAAGAACAGUCGAGGAGGUACCGGAGCAACAACGUGAUAGUGACGAUGGGCGGAGACUUCACCUACCAGGAGGCCGGCAUGUGGUACCACAACCUGGACAAGCUGAUCGAGUACGCUAAUCUGAAGUCUGCAAAGGACGGCCUCAACAUAACCCUGUUCUACUCGACCCCUGAUUGUUAUCUGAAGGCCGUACGAGACGCCAAUCCCACGCUGCCCAUCAAGCAGGACGACUUCUUCCCGUACGCGAGCGACCCCACGGCCUACUGGACUGGAUACUUCACGUCCAGACCGACCACCAAGUACUUCGAACGAGAAGGAAACGACUUCUUGCAGGCCAUGAAACAUCUGCAGGUCCUCGCCAAGCUACCAGAACACAACAUGUUCGUGCUGAAUGAACUCAAGAGCGCCAUGGGCAUGAUGCAGCAUCACGACGCGGUGACGGGCACUGAGAAGCAGCACGUGGCGCACGACUACGAGAGGAUCCUGCACGAGGCGCUCGAGGACUCCAGCAUCAUCGCCAAGCAGGCUUUCAACAAAAUAGUGCAGCGUGACGGAGACAAGCCGCCGCUGUUCCAAUAUGAGCGGUGUAGCUUCAACGAGUCUAGCUGUGAUCUAACCGAACGGAGUGACCAGUUUGUGGUGACACUUUACAACCCGCUCGGGUGGAAGGUGAAGUACCCGGUCAGGGUGCCGGUGAUGGAGGGGACCUACACGGUGUACGCGCCCAAUGGAGAAGCGAUAGAUUCACAGCUGGUAGGAAUACCUGACUUCGUUAAAAACAUCCCCACCCGAGAGUCGAACGCGACCCAUGAAGUUGUAUUCCUUGCUCACCUCCACCCGAUGGGAGUCAAGUCUUUCUACGUCAAAAGAGAAAAGAAAGAAAAACGGGAGAGUAAAAUGAACGAUUACUACUUACAUUUUAAUGAUUAUUUUAAAAUUGGCGACAACGCCAAAAUGGUUGAAUUUGAAAACAAUCCGAUGUUGAAACCCGUUUUCAAAUCCAACUAUGAAGACAAUGAUUUAAAGACCAAAGAACCUGGCAUCGGCGUUAAUUCUGAAAAGUCUAUGAAUUCGAUGAAACCGAUUGAUAUUGACGUGUUGAAAGAUAAAGAUGGUGAUAAUUUAGAUAUUGAGGAAUUGCGGAGACUUGUGGAUGAGAGGGACCGAGCGACCGGACGCAAGUUCCCGGAGUUGAGCGAUGAAGAAAUGAGGAUGCUGUCCGAUGAGCCAGUCCUCGUGGAAAGGGAUGAUGAGACCUAUUUGGAGAAUGAACAUCUCAAACUGCGUUUCGACAGUUCAGGACUACUGACCCACGCCAUGCUACCUGAUAUUACAUUUAAUUUAGCCGCUCAGUUUUACUACUGGACUGGCUGCGUCGGAAACAACACUAGCCCUUCCGAGCGAUCUUCUGGCGCCUAUAUAUUCAGACCGAAAACGACCAGACCAUUCGAUAUGAAAUACCGCUCUGUCGGUAAUCCUAAAGGAAACGUGGUCCAUGAAAUGUGGGUGGAAAGUGACAAAAACGUUGGCAGCAUCGCCAGACUUUACAACGGAUCUAAAGUCUUUGAAUUAGACUUUGUUGUAGGACCAAUUGAUGUCUCUGACGGAGAGGGCAAAGAAUACGUUAUAAGAUAUGAAACAAAUCUCCUCAACAACGGAAUUUUCUACACUGAUUCCAACGGAAGACAGACCUUGAAGAGAGUUUUAAACAAACGGCCGCAGUGGAAUCUUACGUUAGAAGAACCGAUUGCAGGAAACUACUAUCCGAUAACUAAUGAGAUAUACAUUGAAGACAAUGAAGUCAGAGUUUCUAUACUCACAGAUAGGUCUCAAGGAGGUGGUUCCUUAGAAGAGGGAGCAAUAGAAGUGAUGCUACAUAGACGACUGUUGCAUGACGAUGCAUUUGGCGUCGGUGAAGCAUUGAAUGAAACUGCAAAAGGUGCUGGCUUAGUGAUGAGAGGAAAGCACGUGUUACUCUUCAGUAAUGCAUCAGAAAAUAAUGAUGAAUUCAAAGCUAAAACUAUACUAGAGUUGCAUUUGCCUCCAGUUGUUUUUGUAGCUGAUGCCAAACAUUUGCAAUAUGAAGAAUGGCUAACAAAAGACAACUGUUUUAAAGGCCUAAGGCGUGAAUUGCCGGAUGGAUUGCAUUUGUUGACGCUGGAACCAUGGAGGGAAAAGCAGAUGUUGUUACGUCUUGAGAAUUAUAAGAAUAAGUCGAAUAGUUCUACAAUUGAGAUAGAUUUGGAUAGUUUGUUUGAUUUUAAAUUGAGAGGUAUGCAAGAGGUGAUGUUGGCUGCAAACCAAGAGAUAAGAGAUAAGUGGUAUUGGAAUGCUGAGACAGAAUUCGUUGAUAGUUUUAAUAAGGAGUUUGAUAGUUUCGCGGAGAGUGUUAAAGCUGAAGAUGUUGAAGAUGUUGUAGACGAUGGUUAUAGAGUAAAAUUAAGGGCUAAACAAAUUAGAACAUUCAUUGUUAAUUACGAAUAAAUGUAGAAAUAUAUCGCUAUUGUACCAACCGA